AUGUCACCUCGCGCCGAAAAACGCUCAGCGCCCGCAUCCUCGGACAGGCAGACGCGCUCGUCCAAGGUCGCGAAAACCGACUCGAAAGACGUUGCCACCGCGCAGAGCAAUAACAAAUCCAAGAAGGGGAAGAAGGUCCGUCCGAUGCCAUCGAGUGCAUUCAAAUCAGCAGCCUUGCCCCUACAUAUCCAUAUCACCCACACACCUCCAACAAUCGAUGUUCCAUCCUCCGCUGAGCCUUCGGCCCAAGAUGUAGGACACAUCGCGAGCAUCACAAUGCUCCCCUGCGAUUUUGGAACCGGAAGCUAUGGAUGGAAAGGACAGAAGCGGACGGUCGUGCAAUUAAUGGGCGGCGAAGGAGAUGGGAAGGAGAAAGUGCAGGUUAUGUUUUCCAUCAAUGCUGUUGUGGUCGGCAGCAAGGAUGCUGAGGCCGAUAUUAUUGACGAGCCACCUGCAGAGGUGGAAGAGGCUGAAGCCGAUGUGGAGAAGGACGACGCAGCGGACGCGAAGGCGGAAAAAGCCGUCAAAGAUGCGGCGGCAGCGGUGUGAUGCCUCCACGUUUCCCCACUGAUAUCUCUGGUUAUCAGUGCGAUCGAUUUAUGAAAUUACGAUCUAUAUCCGUCCCCUUUCUAGAUGUAUGACUCUACUUGCCAGCACAUACCUGCCAAACAAGACUGACUCCCC
This is a messenger RNA of Dacryopinax primogenitus, 684 nucleotides long. RefSeq lists its product as uncharacterized. The transcript is spliced from 3 exons. Bases 1 to 549 code for a protein of 182 amino acids. Lineage: Eukaryota; Fungi; Basidiomycota; Dacrymycetes; Dacrymycetales; Dacrymycetaceae. The record is from RefSeq and is a predicted model, not a curated record.